Staurois parvus is the source of this 332-nucleotide messenger RNA. The record is from the annotation of a GenBank genome assembly. Lineage: Eukaryota; Metazoa; Chordata; Amphibia; Anura; Ranidae.
CACUGAUGAUGUUGCACUAAUAUGCAACAAUGAUGGGCACUGAUAGGCGCCACUGAUGAUCACUAAUAGGCGGCAAUGAUGGGUGGCACUGACUGCUGGCACUGACUGCCGACACUGCUGAGCAGCACUGAUGGGUGGCACUGAUGGGGGUCACUGUUGGGCACUGGUGGGUAGCACUGCUGAGCACAGGUGGGUGGCACUGCUGGGCACAGGUGGACGGCACUGCUGGGCACCGAACAUCAGUGCAUUGAUCAUCAGUGCCCUGAUGUGACAGCGUGAGGAAAUUGGGGGCUUGUAUGUAGCUAGGCUGCCAAAAAGUCUCUCACAUGUGG